Sipha flava (yellow sugarcane aphid) is the source of this 2681-nucleotide messenger RNA. RefSeq lists its product as uncharacterized. NCBI's taxonomy places the organism in Eukaryota, Metazoa, Arthropoda, Insecta, Hemiptera, Aphididae. The transcript is spliced from 15 exons. The coding region runs from base 416 to 2512 and encodes 698 amino acids. The record is from RefSeq and is a predicted model, not a curated record.
UAUUGGAUAACCCUUAAACCGUGACGAUGCGUUUUUGGUUUAAAAAUAAUUUACACUUCCACAUCGUACACCGCAACGCUUGAAAUUAAUUCAUUGACUAUCUAUGUACAAUAUUUAUUGUAUAACCGAUUAUUAUUACCAUCUAUGUUAACAUACAUAAUUUUUCAACCAUUCAAACCGAUUCUUCGUUACAUUCGUUUUUUCGCUGUCGUCAUUUUUGAUUUUCAACCCGUCGUGCUCCCAAUUAAUUCUAAUUACAUUUUUUUUUGGUAAAAAUCAAGUUUGUAACAACAUUGUAUAAUAGCGUUCGCUAUUAAAACGAAUAGGAUAGUUAUAUUCCGGUGUAUUGAGUUUGCCUUUUCUUGGGUCGUGUUUGUUGACGUUAAAAGUUGGAAAUUUCAUUUCGUUUCGAAACAUGACUUCUAUUGACAUCGAUGAAGUAAUUUUUAAUCUGAAAGCAACCAUCACGUCGAGUAAAGGAGGAGUUCUUUUGAAGAGUAUCGAAUCUGAUUACCAUAAUAUCAAUGGCACAUGUAUACCAUAUCGAGAAUUAGGAUACAGUUCUUUGAAAAAAUUCAUUCAGUCUUUCAAAGUAUUUAGGAUAGAUGAAUCAAGAAAUGAUCCAAUUGUGAAUGUUGUUAGUGAUGUUAAAACUCAACAUCUACAAGAAAUGAUUAAAAAACAAAAAACUACAAAAAAGUCUAAAUAUAAAAAAAAACCUAAAGUAAUUCAUAAGAAAUUCACUAGCGACUAUAGUGCAAAUGCUAAGCAACCUUAUAAAAGAAAAGUAGUUUCUAAUAUUCACAAUUAUACUUCUGCUGUUUCUUCUACAAACACACUUGACUCAAAAUGGCUCAAAAACUAUGAAUUACCUACUUAUAAAAGUAAAGUGACAACUGUUUCCUCUAAAAAUAAUCAUACUUCUGCUGUUUUGUCUAAAAGCAAACUGGACUCAAAGUGGCUCAAAAAUGAUGAAUUAUGUACAUAUGAAAGUGGAGAAAUUCCAGUUUCCAAAAUUAUUAAUCAGACUUCUGCUGUUUCUUCUAAGAAAACAUUCGAUUCAAAAUUGCCCAAAAAUGAAGAAAAAAGGAAACCGAUUCUGCUGAAGAAAAUAACUAAGCUGUGUGGUCAAUCUGCUCAAGACAGAUUACAAAAAUAUGUAAAAAAGGAUAUUUCACAAAUGGAGAUUAAAGAUUAUAGCAAUAAUUCUUUAUUUCCGAAGAAUUUUAACUAUUUAUGUCAGAAAACAUCUGAACUUACCAAUACAUAUGAUAAAGUCAAUGAUACGAAUAUUAUGAAUUCACCUAUUGAACUUUCUACAAAUCAACCAGAACCAUUAAAUACAGAAAUAAAUCAGUUGCAAAUUCCAAGUAAAUGUAAGAUGACUGUGACUGUGACUGCUAUUUAUAGCCUUUUAGACAUUUGGGUUUGUUUAGAUGAAAUAGAAAAAAAUGAGAGUUUCUGUAAAAUGCAAAAGGAAUUGAAAAUAUAUAUGGAUUCAAAUAAUUUAAGUCCAAUUAAGCAAGACCCUAUUAUUGGUCAUUUUUAUGCUCUUUAUCAUCAGCUAAUGUGGCAUAGAAUUUCAAUUGAAUGUAUUGAUUUUGAUGGCUCUAUUAUAUGUUUUUUAAUUGAUACAGGCAAAUCUAUGCAUGCAAAUAAAAACCAAAUUUAUCCAUUGGCAUCAAAUUUUUUUAAUAUUCCUGGACAGGCUAUUAAUAUUUUGUUAAACAAGUUUAAAAUAUUUAAUGAUUUCCCGUUAAUUAAAGAUAUAUUAAUUGAGACACUGAUUGACCAAAAAUUCUUGCUCAUACCUCACACAAUAAUUACAAGUCCUCCAUCUGUAACUUUAUAUGAAGUAGAAUCAAUGAUGAAUGUAAAUGACGAACUACUUCAUACUUUUUUUGAAAAAGUAACAUCGAAAUUUUCAUAUACAAUUGAAUAUAAAUUUACAGAAGCUAAAGUAUUAUCCAUUCUCGAUGGAUACUUAUAUUUACAACCAAAUAAAGAUUUAAUAAAAUCAUUAGAAAAUCUAUUGUUAACUGAUUUAUUUUCAACUGGUUUUUUAAAAAAUAAUAGAGAUAUAGAUUACAGAAAUGUAUAUUUAACUACUUAUAAGCAAAAUAUUAAAGGAAGAGUUAAAGUAUUGUAUUUCAUUGAUGAUAGUUGGGUAAAAAUAUUUUUUAUUGAUUACGGUGUAUAUAGAAAUGUUGAAUUACAGGAACUAAUUAACAUUAAUAAAAUUGAUAAUCUUGUUGCUAAAAUUCCACCCCAAGCUGUUAAAACAAUAUUGCAUAUGUUUCCUCCUCAAUGUAUGACUAAUAAAACAAUAGAUGAGUUUUUCAAUAUUUUAGGAAAUAAUUAUUAUGUGUCAGUUAUGGGAUUAAAUGAUUCCGAUAAUGAUAUUCCAUGUGUUCAGUUAUGGACUGGUGCAUUUCCUGAUACAUGUAUAAACAUGGUUUUGUACUCUAGAUUGGAAAAAAUCAAAAAAAAUUGUGAAGAAAGUAAUACUUAAUAAAGUCACUGAUAAAGUAAGUAUAAUAAAGUAAUGCUUAAGUACCAUUUGAUGUAUUUUUUUUUUUAAGAUUUUUGUAAAAAAUGUCUUCCGUAUUAUUUUGAAUUGUAUUUAUUUAAAUUGAUUUGUUAUAAUAAUUUAAACUAUUAAUGUUAGAAAUGAUUUUGAA